AUGAGGGCCCUCACGUGGGUCCAAGAUGACCCCAUGGGUCACAAGGCCAACAUAGGGGUCAUCGUGUGGGUCAUGAGGCCAACAUGGGGGUCAGAAGGCCAACACGUGGGUCAUCACGCGGGUGAGACCAUCGUCACCGACAACUGCUCCACCAGAUGUCAUUGUCACCCCACGCGGGGACUCCUCUGCGAGGCCACCCAGUGUCCCCCCAAGGAGAUCUGCGUCCCCCAAAACGGCACCCACCGCUGCCUGAAGGCGGAAGGACGAUGCCGGGUGGGGCCGGGGGCCACCUUGACCACCUUCGAUGGGGCCGGGGGGGGGCUGGUGGCCAGCGGGACCUACAAAAUGGCCGCCCUUUGCGACGAGAGGUCCCCCAACUGGUUCAAGGUGGUGGUGGAGGUCAACGAGUGCCGGGAGGACAAGGUGGUGGCCCCCGUGGGCCUCUUCCUCUUCUUCCGAGAAGCCUUCAUCACCGUCAACAACCACCUGGAGGUGUGGGUGAACGGUCUCUUCACCCCCCUCCCGGCAACGGUCUCCAAAGCCAUCUCCUUGAGCGCGGGGGCGGCUGGGGAGAACGUCACCAUCUCCCACCACACCACGGGGAUGGAGGUCCUCUUCAGCCCCGGCGGGGAGGUGACAGUGACGGUGGGGGCCACCUUGGCCAACCAGCUCUGCGCCCCCUGCGGCAACUUCAACGGGGAGGCCGAUGACGACCUCAAGUUGCCCAACGGCCGGGCCGUGAGGACCAUCGCCGAGGUGGUGGACGCCUGGAAAGCCAGGGAUUUCUCGGGAUGCCACGUCUCCGGCCUGGCCCGGAUGGAAGCGGAGGCCCCCGUCUACCCCUUGAAGUAGGGGGACACCCCGACGCCGGAGGAGACCUUUCCACCCCCAAAAAUUCCUGAGUUUCUUGUAAAUAGUCCCUCCCCCCCAACAUGGCGGAAGGAUUUGGAUUUUGGCAUCUUCGGGUUGAGGUUCUUCAAGAGGAGGAGGAGAAGAAGAAGAAGAACCAGCCUCGAGGGACGUCGGCGGCGGCAGCAGCGCGUCACGUGGCCUCCAAUUCCUGCCAAAAAAAGGCCCCCCAGCCCAAAAUUAUCUCAUUUUUCAUCAAAUCAGCGAGGAAAUUAAAAAAAAAAGGGGGUUGUUUUAACAACUGGAUCUACUUUGGGUGGAGCCCAAGGCCAUUGUGACCCGUCUUCACCCAAACAACCCCAAGGAAAAUCAAACCCAUAAAAAUUUCAGUCAUCAGACCCAAAUUCCACCCUUUUUGCCCCAAAAAUCCACUCUUCCCGUCGACUUUUUGCAAUAUAACGCCGCCUGCCGUUGAGAAAAACAAUAAAAACCCUUUUUCCAGGUUU
Messenger RNA from Calidris pugnax (ruff), 1355 nucleotides. Its product is annotated as IgGFc-binding protein-like. The transcript is spliced from 4 exons. NCBI's taxonomy places the organism in Eukaryota, Metazoa, Chordata, Aves, Charadriiformes, Scolopacidae. The record is from RefSeq and is a predicted model, not a curated record. The coding region runs from base 1 to 852 and encodes 283 amino acids.